Molecule: messenger RNA, 702 nt
Organism: Eutrema salsugineum
Lineage: Eukaryota; Viridiplantae; Streptophyta; Magnoliopsida; Brassicales; Brassicaceae
Product: GILT-like protein 2
Exons: 5
Coding region: 1-702 (233 amino acids)
Molecular function (GO): oxidoreductase activity, acting on a sulfur group of donors, disulfide as acceptor
Source: RefSeq, a predicted model, not a curated record
AUGGCAUCGUAUCAAAGGCUCUGCAUCAGAAAUUUCACAAUCUUCUUCUGCUUAGUAUCGUUGGCUUCAAGUCAGAAAGUCACGUUGAGCCUAUACUACGAAGCUCUAUGCCCAUACUGUGCAGAAUUCAUCGUUAACCACUUGCCUAAGAUCUUCCAAAACGGAUUAAUCUCAGCCAUUGAUCUCCAGCUCGUUCCAUGGGGCAACACCGUUAUCAGACCAGAUGGCACCAUUCUCUGCCAGCACGGAGAAGCUGAGUGUGCGCUCAAUGCAAUUCAUGCCUGUGCAAUAAACGCAUACCCUGAUGUGAUGAAGCAUUUUGGAUACAUCUAUUGUACGGAACAAUUGGUCUUGGAAAACAAGCUCGAAAAAUGGGCUGAUUGUUUUGAAAUGGUUGGAUUGAGCAGAGCAGCGCUUGAUUGUUGCUUCAAUGGGUACGGAAACCAGCUUGAACUGAGGUAUGCUGAAGAAACUUCGGAACUUUAUCCAGCACAUAAAUUUGUGCCAUGGGUGGUUGUGGAUAACCAACCACUUCAAGAGAACUACCAGAACUUUGUAACGUAUGUGUGCAAUGCAUAUGGAAGCAACCAGGUGCCAGAAGCGUGCAGGAUCCUCAACCAUUCGGUGGAGACAAUAAGCAGGUUCAACAGUUCAGUGGAGAAGCUAAGUUAUAGUCACCAAGUUUGCUAUUCCAACCAGUAA